AUAUUUUAUUAAAAUGAUUAGCUUAUGGAAACAAUAAGACAUGCUAGUUGCAUAUCUUAUUUAAAAUGAAUAGUUAAUGCAAAAUAUGAUACACACUAAUAUUAGGUAUUUUCAUUAACAAUAUAUUUUAAUGGUAAAGUAUAGAAGAAAAUUCAAAAAAUUAAAUCACUAAGUUUGGUUAUUACUAGUCAUAUUUUCCAUUUGGUAAUUUAUAGAUUUUGGACUAACAUAUCAAGUUUAUAUAAAAGUAAAACAUAACCUCUAAAUUUAGGUCCCAAGUUAAUUGUUUUGGGGAAAAAAGGAAAAAAAUCUGUAAAUAUUGAACUUUGUUAAAAAAAAAUCUGUAAAUAUUGAUAAUGUGGAUGAAGCAUCUACAGCUUUUAAACCUGUUAGAUUAAAUUUUGACCAGUGACAUUCUAAGUAUCAACCUUUUCACAACUAAUGUUAAAGUUAAAAAGGGGGCAAUAGUAAUUAAUUUCUUCUAAAAAUAGUUAAUUUAGAUUAUUAAUUUCCACUUGGUAUAAUAUUGACUAGUGCUACAAAUAUCUCUCCACCAAGAUUAUCAUGAAAAACAUUCUCUCCAAGUUUCUUGCCCUCUAAAAGCAAAAGCUCAGUGAUAUCAGAAUCUCUUUUCUAUUCAAGAUCAAGGUUUGGUUCAAUGGAGAGGAGAAGAUCCAAACCGGUUCAGAAUUUGCCUGAGACAAUCCAUUCACUGAUCGGUUUGAAAUCUCAUUUGACUUCAUCAUGGGUUAAAUCUGUCAGCAACAUCGCCAAGAACGUCUCUUCUUCUUCUGAGAUUUCUUCAACGUCAAAGGACGAAGACGACUCUGCUUUCAUCAGAGUACAGAGCAUUAGAGAUCAACUCUCUACACUAACAGUUCAAGUAAAUGAUCAAAACAAACGAAGAAGACAGAUUCUGAACGAGUUUUUGGACCUUAAAGGAAAUAUUCGUGUGUUUUGUCGAGUCAAACCCUUAGACUCCAAGAACUUGAGAGCACCGGUUGCUUCGGACACAAGAAACGUUUUCAUCAAGUUAACAGAAAGCAAAAGGAAAACCUACAACUUUGACAGAGUUUUCCAACCUGAUUCAUCUCAAGAUGAUGUUUUCUUAGAGAUUGAACCGGUAAUCAAAUCGGUUAUCGAUGGCUACAACGCUUGCAUUUUUGCAUAUGGACAAACUGGUACUGGAAAAACUUUUACAAUGGAGGGUCUUCCAGAAUCACCAGGUAUCGUUCCUCGAGCAAUCAAGGGAUUGUUCAAACAAGUCGAGGAAAGCAAUCAUAAGUUUGUAAUCAAGUUUAGCAUGCUUGAGAUUUACAUGGGGAAUCUCAGAGACUUGCUUGUCUCUCAAGGAACUAAACCCAUUGGUCCCAUACCUCCAAGUCUUCUGAUUCACACAGACGCAAAGGGAGAGAUAGAUAUAGACAACUUAGUGACUCAUAAAGUGAAUGACUUUGAUGAAGUCUUCAAGUUUUACAAAUUAGGUUGUAGAAACAGAGCAACUGCCUUCACUAACUCUAACUCUGCAUCCAGCAGAUCACACUGUAUGAUCCGUGUAUCGAUUACUUGUGCUGGAGCUACUGAGAGACGGCGUGAAAGAAACAAGAUUUGGCUAGUUGAUCUUGGAGGAAGCGAGCGCGUGUUGAAAACUAAAGCAACUGGCCGCCGUUUUGAUGAAGGCAAAGCCAUUAAUCUCUCUUUAUCUGCUCUCGGAGAUGUCAUCAACUCUCUUCAACGCAAGAACGCUCACAUUCCUUACAGGAACAGCAAGCUCACACAAGUUCUGAAAGACUCUCUCGGGAAAGACUCUAAGACACUGAUGCUUGUUCAUAUCGGCCGGAAAGAAGAUGAUCUGUGUGAAAGCAUAUGCUCUUUAGAUUUCGCAACGAGGGCAAAGAACGUUCAUUUAGGUCAGGAGGAAUCAAAGGAAGAACAAGAGAAAAAGGAGGCUGUGAUGAUGAAUCUGCAGAAGACGAUGGAAACGAUCGAGAAAGAUCGCGAGACAAUGUUAAAAGAGAUCAGAUAUCUAAACGAGACAUUAGAGAAACUCUCUGGUAAGCCUCAUGUUACUGAAGAAGCAGAAGAAGUGGAUGAGAUAAGAGAAGAGAUUCAAGUUACUCCAAAAUUAAGGAGAAACAAAUCAAGACGUGCUUCAGAUGUUUUUUGUAGCUUCAUGAGACCAACAGCUAGCAGCAACCGAAGAUUAUCAGGUGCAGAUUUUAGCACAAUCUCCAAUAGUCCAGGUUCCAAGUCAAGAAGGAACUCAAUGGCCCAUGUCCGAUCUGAGUCUGUGUGUCUUCCUAUGACGAAGAACGUAUAUGAUUCUCUGUGUGACUCAUCAGAGAGGAGUGUUUCAAAGUCCACUUGCGCUAUGAGUCAGAAUAGAACAGAUGAUGCAGCAACAGUUUAUAGUCAGGACAUAUCUGAAUGUGAUAUCAAGUUGGUCGUGUCUGAGCACAAGACAGAAGUGCAACAGAAGGGGCAAGGAUCUGCGAGAAAAGCUUGUUCCAAGAUCGGUAUCUUUGAGAAAAAUGUCAACCAGAAAACAGAGUUUUCAAGAAUUAACAGUUGGCUUCGUUCGCAAUCCGAAAAUAGGAUUUGCGUGCUUGACAAGAAACCACGCAGACUAAACAAAAACAUAUCUUUGGGAAGGUCAUCUAACGGUAAUAAAACAUUGGGAGACAUAGAAGAGUCCAAAACAGAGGAAGCAGGGAUUAAACAUCCACUGAUGCUUAAAGAUCUGUCUGAGAUGGAGUAUAUGUGCUCUGCCGAAACAGAGGAUCAGAUACUGUCCAAAUACCCAAACCCUAGCGAGGAAGACAAUGCAUCUCUUCAUCAUCUUCCAAGUUUCCGAUACGAUGGACUUAGCCAACACAUCGACGAUGCAUGGUUUGGAGUCGCUCGAAGCGCGAAUAGGGAGGAGCAAGAUUCACAUGCCUCAGGCUUGCUAUUAGAACUCAAGCAGCCCUUACCGAAUUCUCAGAGAGGAUUGGCGUUUGUGGAGGAAGUAGUUCCACCAUUACUUAGGCCACAAGGAAUCUUUGUCGAGAGAGGAAGAGGCGCUCAUACGUUUAUGCAGAAACUUGAGGCAUUAUGCUACCGUACACUUGUUGGAGUAGGGCUUAUUGAUGUGAGCUAUGGUAGUGACUUCUUCAACGGGUUAACGCAGUAAAGUUAUGUGUAAUGAUUUGAAGACAUGUCUUUUUUUGGGGUAAUGGCAAAAGGUUUUUUUGUCUUCUUAGAGAAAAAGAUGGUCUCCUUGUACUAGAGUAAGUUUAUAUUUUAAAAAAAAAAACUAUUAUGGAAUCAAUUGAA
Brassica napus (rape) is the source of this 3315-nucleotide messenger RNA. Its product is annotated as kinesin-like protein KIN-14T. NCBI's taxonomy places the organism in Eukaryota, Viridiplantae, Streptophyta, Magnoliopsida, Brassicales, Brassicaceae. Gene Ontology annotation, biological process: microtubule-based movement. Gene Ontology annotation, molecular function: microtubule binding; microtubule motor activity; ATP binding. Bases 659 to 3172 code for a protein of 837 amino acids. The record is from RefSeq and is a predicted model, not a curated record. The transcript has 11 exons.